Molecule: messenger RNA, 1914 nt
Organism: Lodderomyces margitis
Lineage: Eukaryota; Fungi; Ascomycota; Pichiomycetes; Serinales; Debaryomycetaceae
Exons: 1
Coding region: 1-1914 (637 amino acids)
Source: RefSeq, a predicted model, not a curated record
AUGAUGGAAAAGAACUUCUCCUCAAGCUUGACUUUACCAACUGCUUCUACAGCUUCAUCCGAAUUGUCUGAUGAGAAAUAUGCCGAACUUCCUUCAGAGAAAACUACUUCAACUAAAUCCAUGAGUGAUGAGGAACAAGGUGACUUGGAAUCAAAGGGCGGGUCGCCUUCUUAUCAAACAGACGACCACAAACCAUCUUUUAACUACGACUUGGAAAUCUUCAACCUAUGUAAAGAAUAUUUAAGGACAAAAAACCAUCAUGGAUUAGCCUUAAUUGCCAGACAGAAAGGAAUACCUCCGUUUCUCCGAUUUAAAGUGUGGCCCAUUUUAUUGAAAUACCAUCCGUUUGUCUUGGAACCAUUCAUUCAACCGGAUAAUGAGAUCAUCAAUGAAGCGAGUGAUGUGGAGAGUACCUCGAGUAAGGAAACUUCGUCGUCCUCAAAAGGGUAUCUCAGUCAGUCGGAAAGCGAUUAUGAAACAAGAUCCGAGAGUCGAAAAGAUUCAGAUGCCAGCACUGAGAUUGAAAAGAAAAUUAAAAAGGAUAUCGCCAGGUAUAUCCAACGACUCUACUACUUGAAAUCACACGAGUUGACACCAAUUGAAAAAGAAAUCAUUCACACGUUGGAGAGCUCGGUGCUAAAGUUUACCCUCAAAUGGGCAAAGAUCAUCAAGUAUGAUACAUCGCUAUCAUGGAUGGCAUUGAAUUUGGCAGAGUGGUUCCCACCAAUACCGAAAACACCGUGGGUUUUGGUUGGGAGGGACCAUUCACAAAAGGGGUCAUCAUUGAUUGCUAGUGUUGUUGACGACUACUCAAACUAUAUCGACCAUAUCCCAGGUUUGGACAAGUAUCUUGAUGAUUUGAUAUAUAAAAACGAAACGAUUUCAAACAUGAGUUUCCACGACGUUUAUGAAAGAUUGGUGUUGGUGCUAUUGCAUUGCCCUGACCCAGCAGCGAAAGCGUCAAGUGAGAAUGAGUCUACUUCUGAUAAGAAUGAUCACAAGGAUGAGAGAAAACAGUCAAAGAUGAACAAGACAACAUUGCCGAUAACUGGGGGCACAAUUGAACAAAGAGUUUCCCUUUUCAUAUUUUGUUUUCGUAAGUUGCUUCCUGAGCUUGCCCAGCAUUUCCACGAGGAGCAAAUAUUGACCAAAUUUGGCUGUCUGGAUGAUGAAUGGUUAAUAUGGUGGCUUAAGUUUUGCGGGACUAAAGUGUGGUCGAAGCACGAUCGCGGGCGAAUUUGGGAUUUUCUUUUAGGCUGGAGGCUCAAGAAUCCGAAACGAAGCUUUAACUACUACUACGAAAAGCUAAACUAUGUGAACAGAAACACUUUGCAGAAGUUGGGUCCUGAUGUGUUUUGGACAGUUGGGUCUGGAGAGAAUGAAACACCCAGCAUCGACCCAAGAAGAAACUCUUUUAGGGAUUUAAUCAACGAGUUGAACAACGAACUUCAUAUAUCGAAAUCCGAUCUUUUGCAAACAUCUGCCGAUCCUUCCUCACCAAGUGAUUCAAAGGAGAACAAGAAUUGUCCAAGCCUAUCUAUCCCCUUCUCAAGAAUUGACCCCCAUGUUGCCUUGAUAUUCAUUUCGGUAUCUUUGCUCAAGUCGAAAGAAAACACGUUGGUGGAACUUGACCAGCACGAGAUUAGACAAUUCCUAUCGAGACUCCCGUCCAAAUCUUACAAAUAUAAUCAAAAGUCGAGAAAGCGAUCAAGUCAAACGUUUAACUCGAAUUCGACUUCAAGGAACGGCUCGCCACCGCUUCUGCCAAAAGAAGAAACACCGAUUAAUAACAUCAUCAUAUCCAAUGAUAUGCGAAACGACAAACACAAGAUAAAUUUUAUUGACAACAUUAUAUCAGAGUCAGGGGAGUUGUGGCGAAAGUGGUUAUGGUCUGAGUUUGUUGAGGAUAGCUGA